This is a messenger RNA of Phragmites australis (common reed), 2238 nucleotides long. Its product is annotated as polyadenylate-binding protein-interacting protein 7-like. The record is from RefSeq and is a predicted model, not a curated record. Lineage: Eukaryota; Viridiplantae; Streptophyta; Magnoliopsida; Poales; Poaceae. The coding region runs from base 473 to 2083 and encodes 536 amino acids. The transcript has 7 exons.
CCCCCUCCCUCCCUCCCUCACCUCACCUCACCUCACGGCCUCACCCAUCCGCAGCGACCACGCCCUCCCUCGUCUCUCCUCUCUGCCUCUCCGCCCGCAAAAAGGCGAAGCUUCCGCACGCUACCCCCGUCUCCCUCUCGGCCGCCGCGCGUCCCGUCCCGAUCCGCACGGGACUCGUCUUUGUUUGGGAGGCAGACCACGGGCUGCGGCGGGAGGGAGGGCUGGGUUAUUUCUUCCGCCGGAGGCCAGCCACCCCAUGGGCCGGUCGCCUGCGCAUGCUACAUAUCAGCUUAUCGACCGGCGGAAAGUUGCGUGCGUGAGGUGAAAAAAAGUCGUCUGGUCCGCCGCUUUAGCGUGGGUUGGACGUCGUAAGCGUGUGCUGGCCGGGAAAGCGAUUAAGCAAAGGCUUGGGUAAAUCUUUGUUGAAAGAAUCUCUCUUGUACAUGUAAUAUCGCAUGUAAUUUCUGUCAAGAUGAGUUCACUAAAUAAAGCUGUUUCAAAUAGUGGAGAUGCGUGCUCAGUGUUACCUAGUAAAGUCACAGCAUUAAAUCCCAAUGCAGCAGAAUUUGUACCUUCGUUUAUUAGACCAUCUUUUGGAAGUAACACAGUUCCAGAUGUAACUAAGUCAGAUUUUAGGGGGUCUUCUGGAAAAACAAUCUUAGAUAGGUCCGAGUCAUCAAAGUCUAAUAACUCGGAUGAUGAGGCGCACCAGUUUUGGCAUAAGCAGCUUCCUGAUGACAUUAUUCCGGACUUCAGUUUCGAGAAAAUUGAACAAGGACCUGAAGAAUUAUCUCUUGCUGGAUUAUCCUUGAAUGCGCCCCCCUUUUACGGGACAACAUCCAGCCGCUUGUCAAGAGAACAUCACGAGUUGUCUUCUCCAGGUACCAAGGGCCUGAAACUGGAACAUACUAAUCUUCUGUAUGAAGAUAAUUCACAGUCAACUUUUUCAGCUUUGGGUUCAAGCAACUGGGAGCAAAACUAUAUGGGCGAUCUUCAUUUUGCUAAUGGAAAUCAGGACCUUCAUUAUGAUUCUGAAAGUGCUGCAGGCUUUUCUGACAGUUUUGCUAGCGAGUAUGCUGCCGCAUCAGAUGGUGUUGUUGACCCCCUGGAGUACUUAGCAUCUCAGUUCCCUGGAUUUUCAGCCGAGAGCCUUGCAGAGCUAUACUAUGCAAAUGGAUGUGACUUCAAUCAUACUAUUGAAAUCCUCACCCAGCUAGAGAUGCAAGUUGAUGCUACCCCCAAUCACACACUGGAUUUGACCCACAACACACCAAACUUUAGCACAGGGGAUUUCCCUGCACUGCCAACAGCUGAGGACCAAAAUGGUUUCAAUAAGGGCAGUGUGGACGUCCUUGGCAUCUUCAAUGGGUGCAGCUCGUCCACCAUAUCUAGUGGAGCUGGUGACUUUGUUUCAGCUGUUCGAAAACUUGCAUCGCAUAAUUCUGGCCAUUGGAAAUUUAAGAAAGGUCCUGAGUAUAGUAAUGGUGUUUCAGCUAUUUCUGUACCCAAACAGUACAGUUCUAACACUAAAUCAUCUGGGAACAAAUUUCAAAGCGUUAGCAGUGCAAGAGUUGCUCCUUGGCUUGAGACUGGUGAUGCAGUGGCAAAUAUGUACUCAGAAUCAAGGGGAGAAGCUCGUGAUUUUGCUAGGGUCCGAAAUGCAUGCUUUGAGCAGGCUCGACAGGCUUACUUGGUUGGCAACAAAGCUCUGGCCAAGGAACUGAGCAUGAAGGGACAGGCGUACAAUGCACAAAUGAAAGCAGCUCACGAGAAAGCCAGAGAAGCUAUUUAUCGACAAAGGAAUCCUGUUUGUUUGCGACAGGGGAGUGACCGUCUGAUUGAUUUACAUGGCCUGCAUGUGAGCGAAGCAAUCCACAUCCUGAAGGUCGAGCUCGCUGCCCUGAAGAACGCAGCGAGGGCUGCAGGAGAGAGGAUGCAGGUAAUGGUAUGUGUUGGUACAGGCCACCACACCAAGGGUUCGCGCAGCGCAAGGUUACCUAUUGCUGUCGAGCAGUUCCUCUUGGACGAAGGACUCCACUACACGCAGCCGCAACCUGGCUUGCUCCGUGUUGUGGUGUACUAACAUCUCUUAGGUAAAACACCACGGACAAAAAGGAGAAAGCCAGGUACUGUAAUUUCCUUGUAGUUGUAUAUUAAAAGAGGCAGCAGGAGAAUAGCCUGACAACAGAAUACAGUGUAAAAUUAUACAUAGAUUCAAUUCACAUUCAAUUCCCAUCC